Messenger RNA from Spirometra erinaceieuropaei, 20946 nucleotides. The record is from the annotation of a GenBank genome assembly. Lineage: Eukaryota; Metazoa; Platyhelminthes; Cestoda; Diphyllobothriidea; Diphyllobothriidae.
AUGGGGCUAAAGCGAUUUUAUUCCGAAACUCGCCCCCUGCGUAAGUUUUUACCAGUCCUCGCUUAGACGUAGUGGGACUUGUAAGAAGUCUGCUGAAAUUCCCAAAAUGAACUAGGUUUCUAGAGUGAUCUCUGGCAAAAGGACUAAGGCGACUUGGAUGGUCAUUUCUAGUUUUCCUGCUGUCAUCAGCUAAUCGUGCCCCAACGUUGGGUCUAGGAGGCCAGAGCCUUGAAAUUGGACUCGCGCAGUUGGGGCGUUUAAUCUAUUGCUCUCCCAGCUGGAUCAUGGUCCCGCGCCUAUCAGGAAUAUUCGAAACCACAUGAACACGCCGUUCGCCUUGAAGUUUGGAUCCUGGUUAGUAAGGUGCCUUCAUCCUGGGAUUUCCCUCUGGAGCCUUUUACAUCAGGGUAUCAAAGUGAGACGGGAUAAUCGAGUUUCCCAUUGUAAGCAGGGCUAUACUACCGAACAUCCCCACGUGAAUUUUGAGUAAAUAUCGUACUGAAAGCAUUUCGAUGAACUUUUUUUCUCUGUCCGACCAGACGCUGUUAAACCAUGCUUUUCGCAUUUCCUCCCUUAAGUUCGUGAACAGACGGGAAACCUCCCAACUCCGUUGCUCUCACUCAACUUUCCGUGUCCAUUUCGGACUUCUUUGCUUGAAGGUACGUUGCUCACAGUGAACCUUAAAAACUCCAGUUCCUCUCUUCGAAAUCGGCUCACCUCCAUCUGGUCAGUACUGUUUAUUGAGCAUUUUUCGGAUGACAGCCGUUCGUCUUAAGCGUCACGAGGUGAAUCAUUCUUCACGUGGCAGAUCAAGUAGCACGCUUCGGCAAGGGGCAACAGGCAGUCACCAGUCACGCAGACCCUCCGUCAAAGGCGUCCAAGAUGUGCUAGAAGUCCUCUUUAUAUUCGUCCAUACCUUCGGCUAGUUACCUCAGCAUCCCCACCACCGUGUGCUAGAAGUGGACGACACAACUUUCUGAAGCUCAUUUCAGGUCGUUGAGGCACGCAACCGUGCCAUUGGAGUUAGCCGCCCCCUCAGGCGAUAUAAGCGUGAUCCAAGGUAUCGGCACCUUUGACAAGACACUUUUAGGUGGCUACUUGCAUACGCAGUAUCUCGUAUUCGUUUAAGAGGAUGCGUUUGAGCGCAGCUCUGUCUUUUACUCUCCAAAAUUGGCUCAUGACGAGCGUCAAUUAGGUCGUACUAGGGCUUCUUGGAACCCUGGUAUGAAUGCGUGUGGCACGCGUUGGAAGGAGGCUCACGCCGCAUAAUCCAGCUUUCCCAACCCCAUCUUCAAUCGGCCGACAGGCUCAGACGGACCACUGUUGCAUGGGAGAGGGAAGGUGCAAUCAGGCCGAUACGGUGGUACUGUGUCACACGGCACUUGGGCGCAUUCCUCGGUGCAUAUAAUCUCACAUGCAACGCACUGCCAGUCGUGGUUUAGGCGAUCGCUGACUGCUGGUCAAGCUACACUGUCUCCUGCCUAAUGUGACCUUAAUGACGCUUGCGUGAUGUCCGAUACCUCCAUCCGUCUUGUAGGGGCUUGCAUAUUGUGAAGUUGAGGCACAAGGUCGUGCCCUGGCAAGUGUGGAUGGACUACUCAGUCUUGUCAGCCACUGUGGGUAUGGCUAGGUCUAGUCGUGCUGACGUUUCUUGCCGGUAGAAUAAUGGUAGAUGGUGGUGGAGGGGAGGUUGAGGUAGAUGUGCGGCACAAGCCUGUUUCACUUUAGUAAAAGUGGCGCGCACGUCACCUUUGUGCUUUCGGGACAGUGAUGGACUUCGUUCUUGGAUGAUGGUCGAACUGUCGCAUGUUUUGAAUCCAUGUACUUGUAAUGCUUAUCUUUACUGAGAACAUACUGGAGAGAGACUGCACGUAAUAGCCCAAAGUUCCCACCCUCCCCCCCUCCGGUUCAGGGGGUAGACUCACUUCUGCGAACUUUUGUGAGUAAAUCAACCCAGGGUUCCACCCCCAACCUAACCUUACAGGACCCCCGUAUUCCAUCGGCGACGACAUCGGACUGGCCGCAGGUGCUUAUGUACGGCCAUGAUUGGCGUACAAGGACCUCCAACCUCUCCUCCCUUCCCCUCCACCAAUCCAUUGUGAUUUAUGAGCUAAGCUACCUAAGCUAAAGGUGCGCGAUAACUCACCAACUUGUUGAUCGCGGUCGUGUGGCGAUGUAUCUAUAACCUUUUUCCUCCUUCGACCCAAGGUAAUGCAGAUGUACUGUUCCGAAGGGAGGUUGUUGGAUAAGACGGCUGCUGGCACGUAAGCGAAUGCCCUAGAGCGGGGAUAAUUCCGCAAAUUUAACCACCAGUCAGAAGCGUCCCAAUUUUUUCAAACGAGUUCAGGUGGCCUAACUUCUGAAUAAUUUUCAUCGUUUGACCUUUGCAAGACUGCAGGUUCAGCUCAAAACUUCCCCUUCCGUCCUCAGCUAUCGUCAUCGCUGGGAGUUGCACAUUCACAUCUUUUCAUAUUUGAAGGGGUGGGGCGGUCAUAACUGAAAUCUGUCGCAAAUUUCGGUGGUUUUUGCUGACAUCUCCGCUUUCGUCUUCUCGCGUUCCUCCAGCCACCAAAAGGAAGUCUCAAUUAGUCCGUUUGGGUGUUUUUUGUCAAAAGAGGUUCCGGCUGAAGUCCUCCAAAUAUCGAAAUCAAUCAUUCUCACAACGUCUCAGAACUGGGCGCUUCUUGGGCGAGACAAAUGCGAGUAGCCUGAGAUUAUGAGUCAACAUUGUUGACGUACUUGCUUCCUAUCAGUAGGCGUGCUUUUAUUAAGUUACAUAUUUCAGGCGUGUCGGCCGCGCGGGGGUGUAAUGUAUUCGACCUCGCUUUGGGAUACCUUGUCUGCUGCUGUGCUGCCAUUGCCAUACCUCCCGCAUAUACUUACAGCUGACAAUUGGACGAAGGAAGGGCGGUUAUGCUGUAAAGUCCUUCAUGUUAUUGCUCACGUUCACAUUUCCGCUCAUCGGCCACUUAGCGCGCUUGCUACAUUACUACGAGUGGGUACUCCAGCUAUGUUUGCUUGAGUUGGCUUAGAGGCUCUGUCAGGAUGACUUUCUUCUUCACUUUAACCGCCCCGAGAACGAGGCGCUGCAAGACUGUCUAUAUGGUCUCAUUGCAUUGCACCCCCCACACGGAAAUCUUUAGUAAAAGGCGAAAGAUCUAUCCUUUGCGGACUGCGAUUCAACACGCUUCCCAUUAUGCUUCUAAUUGCAUGCGCGCACAGUAUUACGUGCAUCAUAUUAAUUGCGUAAGUACUAUCCUAGGCGGAUUGGCGCGGGUCUCCAUUUCCUCGGUUUUCCUGCAUCCACGGGUCUUUUUACUCCAGACCUCCUGCAGUUUCCGGUGCGAUCGUGUACGAAAGGACAACUGCCGCUCCGUUAGGGUGUCCACCGAUACUCCAUCCACUGCAUCAGUCGUGUUAACAGACUACUACCCCCAAUCCCCCCGCCUUUACGAAACAGGCCGGUAGUAUUUGAUCGCAGGGGGGCCUCCCAUAUCGCGUUCCAUGCGGCUACCGCGUGAGUUGGCUAGGCGCGUAGGCGUUGGGUGCACUUAAUCGGUGUAGGUCUGCCCCGUCAGUGCACCUUUCUACGUACUUCACGGGCUGCACUAGCCAUUCGUGGCUUACCCGUAUAGACAUUAAACCCAGUCGCUGACCUACUGUGUGGUCAUCUAAGGCCGCUUGCCGUUUGCUUUCUUUGCCCACCGUACGGCUCAUUUCCCCACCUUACACCCCACCACAGCUGGCUUGGGACGGCUACCCAACAAUAGGGGUUUGGCCUUGCCUUGCACUUUCACGGGCUUAGGUAUCAACCCGGGCCUCGGGAUUUCUGUGCGGUUACCUUCGUUUUCUCCUUGCGCGUCGGCCGACUUCGUACGCCCGUGUGGUUGGGCGGUUUGGCUUUCCCGUUUUACGUUCAUCAUUCAUCGGUUUGACGGUCAGCGUACUUACGGAGUAGACUUCGGAUUGGUCACAACCGGCAGUUAGGAUGUACAUCGGUUUCUCAUCUAUCCCUUCAAAUAUUACGAAUUCAAUCCCGCUUGGCGCAUUUUUGGCUGGGGUUAUGGGAUUAAACGGGAACAAAAAUUCAGAGGCAUAGUGAGGAAUUCACUAUUUCUGUGCGGAGUAUAAAAGAAUUACAAACUUUUUCUGCUGCACCAGUUUUCAAUUCCAAAAUGUCCUUUGCUUUGCCGUUCGAUUGUUCUGCCUGCCUGUAAUUCCGCUGGCUGCUAAUACUGAACUACGUGUACAACAUCAUUACCAUCUGACUGCUUACCUUUCUGGUCAUCUGCAAAUUAUUUCGGUUUCCGAGUGUGCUUCUGAGACUGGAUAUGCCUGAGCCACAUGGGACAGGAAUCUUUCCAAUGACUCUGCCAAAUUACUUGCUUUGAGUCCGAACCAAAGUCGGUACUGUGCUUCAUCGUGGUAGGCCUGCGUGCUUUUGUCGGUCUCUCAGAGUAGACUAGAAAACUAUGCUGACCUUCGCCAUUAACCACAAUUCGACCAUCCUACGACCUAAGUUCGUCCCAUUGUCGAAAACUCCCACAGUAAAGAUUAAUCACGCGAUUUCGAUUACAUAUCUGCACUGCACAAACUGGCGUGGAACCAGAACUGACUAGAAACGACAGACCUUGUGGAGGAGACUGUGAUCACUUUAUAUCUCACUGAACGUAUAAAGGAAUCCUCGCUGCACUAGGCAUCGUGCUCCACGUGGAGAAAGUCGAUGCCGAUACCGAUGAUGUUAAUAUUUGUAUUUAAUGAUGCGGAAGUGUGGCCGUCAUGUAAAUAAAUGAUCUAGCUAGCCUCAGUGAACAUCCUUUGUCUUAUUACAUUGGAGGUAGAUGAAUCGGUGAAACAUAUCGUGCGGAAACCGUCUGUCUUGACCAUACACGCUUUGUACAACCAUAUACAGCGUUGGUUGAGUCGUCGCGUCAGAGCAAGAUCUCCGGUCCUGGCAGUUGGUUGGAUGGUGGUAUCAACUCUGCCUCUGCAGAUUUGCUAAAUUGAGAAGGGACUGUUGCCAGUUUUCGCUGUGCCGGCCACCUGCACCCUCUCCCGCCACUUGACUCGGUCAUGAUGCCUGACCCAAUGGGAGGGGGGGGGAGGAGAGAGUACCGUAAAUGCUGCGCAAGUCGCCGUCCCUGCCCUCACCCUGCUGUAGAGCACACGGCGGACAUCGUCGAUGUCGACGGUCGAACUGUCGUCGUCGGUCCGAGUGAUUAAGCACAAAAUCAAACUUCUUUUGCAUUGAAAGGUUCUUUAUGGUGCUAUUUCUUUGGAAAGUGCGGAAGUAUUCUCGUAGAGAUUUAGGUCGGUUGAUGGCGGUACUGAAAAUUGGCCGAGUGCCACGGGCGAAGGGACUGACUGCCAGUAGAAUGAUACCUCUCUUGAGCGACUAAUGGGAGCGUUGUUCCGCGCGAUUAUGGCGUCCCUUUAAAGUCGGUGAACGCUGCUGUAGCUGAAGUCAUCAUCAACGAUGUUAGAAACACCCAUCUGUUGAUGAUGUCCGUUAGAAGUCCAGAUUAGUUUUCUGCCGAAUUUUAGCACUCCCCGAACCACCAGCCGUGGAUAGCUCUUGAAGGUUGUAGUUGGUACAGUGUGUUCUCGUGAAAAGUCCCUCAUACAAAGGACCACCUCGCUUUCUUUGUGGGCUUGCAUGAGACAGUACAUCAUCAAAAAUGCAAAUGCUCUUCCAGAACGUGGGUCGACGGCCAGUAUACUCCCCACUACAUAAAGAAAUAUCUCUAAAAGUGGGAUUGUCAUGGCCUUUUUGUAGAUGAAGGCAAACUCCCUUAGUACUUUUACUGGUAAUAAUUAGAGGGAGCAUUGGCAAAUGCCCUCUUAAUGACGUUUUGGGCCCGACGAAAGAAUUCGUUGUUGUUCAUCUUACGUUUUCCCAGGCAUGGUUCUGUCACCGAUAAUCCACGCUAUAGGGAACAGUUUAUUAAUGUUGUUAUGUUACUUUCUGUAUUUCAGUAACGUUUGUUUUUUAAUAUUGUCCCGUGUCUGUUGAAUGUGUGUUGGCAUUCAAUUCGUCUCCCUCCGAAACUGAGAUAGCACCAACUAUCCCUAGACAGACUACUGUACAGCACAUUUAGUAACGUUAAUGUUUUUAACUCUUGGAACAAUUCGUUUAUCUGUCUGGCAUACAAAACGUUGCCAAUCUGGAGAAACUGUAGCCGUUUGAUGUUUCCAUUUUCAAAUUUUUUUUAUUGUUCGCCUCCUUGUAACAAAUAGGGAGUUCAAAGGUUUAACACCUAUAUUUCCCUCAAAUAAACUGAACUGAAUACUUGCAACAACUCAGGCAACAGUGCCUCGGCUGCCACUUUGCGUAUUCGUCCAAAGCCAGAAACUGUCCCGACAUUUUCAUCACACACACACACACACCACGAUAGAGGGAAGUGGUAGAAUGUUGCGAGUGUUUCCUGCGUAUUCGUUUACGCCUCGUAAUUCUCGGUAUUUCAAAGCAGACUGCUCUAAUUUCGAAGGCAUUGGUAACUUUACCCCCUUUUGUCCUAUUUUAAGCACCUGAAUUGGACUGCUCAUUUUUGACUUCGGCCAAAUCAAACUUAGAUGCUUACGAAGUCCAUGUUGGGCCGAUCGACGGUGGGGGGGGGGGGGGGGGCUUAGUGACCAGAUGUAGACAGCGCAAGUCAGCCAUGCACUUACUAGGCCAGAUCACGUGAUGGUGACAACCCCACUCGGAACGAUCAGGAGACUAGCUAAGGUAAUUCGAUAAAGGACGAAAAUGAGUAGGCGUAAAGACUUGAGGAGUAGAGCGAUGGACCUGUAGACCCAACACUCUUUUGAAUUACCAUCGGAGUUGUCCCAUUGGCCAGCGACGAUACCUACGUGAUCUGGUUUUCGGAUGCUAUAUUUAGUAGAUUGGGUGAUCGGUUUAGCAACCAGUCAGUUACUUCGUUAUAGAUUAGAACUGAUACAACGUCUGGAAUUUUACCGGUGGUUGUUCUGUGCGCGACGCUGCCUAUUAUGGUAGGUGCUAUUCUUCAGAUCUGGCUUGGAAAUUUACCCAGGAUGGUCGGAAGUCUACCCUUAUUACGGGGGGUUUCUAACUCCCAUGUCCCACCUAUUGCAUUCGGCGACGUUGGCUUCCUUGUCCCUAAACUUGCUGUGUGACUUGAAUGGUUGGUAAAGAUAGGGUUUAGGACCUACAAGUGGACGGCGGCUUCAAAAAUAUAAACUAAAAUUUGGUGUGACUGUAAACGCCACUUAUUAUUCACCGUUCCUAUUAUUUGAAAUUUCCUUCCCUUCCCGACCAAAUGUCAACUUACCAGCGGUACGUUAUUCGAAAGGCAAUUUGGCGAGUGUACGUCUGCUUUAGAUAAAUCCUCCUUAGGUCUGUACAUUUAUAUGGCUAUUUAAGUAAUGAAUUAAAAGAUACGGGCAAGUAGAUAAGUAAGCUGUAGCUCGGGUUUGGAGAGGGGAGGGGAGGGGGAGAGUGAAACACUACAAUUCCAGUCAGCGCCAGGGAGAAGGUUGGCCCCGGCGAAGGUAAUUACAUGCGGGUGGCUCUCUUGGCGGCUUUGAACCAUGGCAACUGUAGGACCUGUAUGAAGUUAUCCUGUGCGCGUUGGACCGGUCCGUGUAGCCUGAUUGCAGCCGCCUCUGCCGUAACCAACAGGCGCUGCCCAAUUCCUAUGCGCACAGAAGAACUUCAUACAGGUCCCACGGUUGCCAUGGCUCAAAGCCACCAAGCCAGCCACCCGCAGGUAAUUACCUUCGCCGGGGCCCACCUUCUCCUUGGCGCUGACUGGAAUUGUAGUGUUUCACUCUCCCCCUCCCCUCCCCUCUCCAAACCCGAGCUACAGCUUACUUAUCUACUUGCCCGUAUCUUUUAAUUCAUUACUUCAAUAGCCAUAUAAAUGUACAGGCCUGAAGAGAAUUUAUCGGUGGCAAACGUAUGCUCGCCAAAUUGCCUUUUGAAUUUUACAGUGGGAAUUCUCGCAACUUUAUUCAAAGUCCGUUAUUUUUCGAAAAUUGCUUUUUGUUUAUUUUUCACUUAGCGCGCUCACUUUCUUUACCAGAUAACAGCGUACGAUAAGAUCAUGGCAGAAAUGUAUCUAUUUUCUGCGUCACCUUGCUUUCCGUCCUGUGUGUUGCCCCACCCAUAAAGCCUCCUCUACCACCAUUCAACUCUAGACACGGUUCACAGGCUGGCUGUAGUUAAUUGUGGGUGGCAAACCCUCUCGUUGCCGGAUACUUGGUGGAGGAAGAAAGUAGUCAAGGUCGAGUAGACGUGAGGGGUAGGAAGAUCUGACAAGUCGACGAUGGGUGUGUAAAUCCGGUACCCCCUUACACACUCAACUUCAAAACACAAAAUAACCUUGUCCAUCAGAGUCGUCCUGUUGGCCUCUUUGAUCUGGCCUUCACGAGUUAUUUGAAUAUGUUCACGUCUGCCCUCAAGGGAAUAAUUGUUUUACGACAUUAUUAUUUAUAAACAUUGUGCGUAUACGUCGGCUUUUUACACUGCUUUCGGGGGAGCUCUUUUAGUAGAAAAGGGUGGCUAUUACAUGGGAGCCUCGUUCGCGAAUAUAUUUUGAUUGCAGCACAGAAUACGGGUGUUACAUGUAGCUUUGGAGGCCAGGCCUACGCGGCCACGAUUCAUAGAAAACACGAUGAGGCUUUUACAGUCUUCCUGACAAAUUCGUGAUUUGUCUAUAGUCCCCACCACGCGGCUCUUUCAGCCCAUGCAGCGUUCUGCGUUGGGUAGAAAUAACCACAAGAUUUGGAGCAGGUAGAAUGCUCGAAUCUCUAAAAACAGAUCUCUCCUUGGUUGUUUAUCUGGCCAACAAUAGAUGGGAUCUGUUCCAAAUGUUAUCAUGUAUUUUCAAUGAUCCUAUGUACGUAAUCAUCUAUCUAAGCUACGAUCACUAGCAGACGUUUUUCGACGCAACGAGGAAACGAUACGUAAUCUUUGCCGUAAAAGCGUAUUCGCGAGAGACGUGUUGACACACGGGAAUCUAUCUUGACUUCAGACCGCUCUUUCAAAGUAUUGGAGCUUAAUUCUCCAGAAUAGUGCUGCUGUCCUUUGGAUCUCCAAUUUCUCGGAGCAAAUAGUCCCCUUCCUCAAACAACCUUUCUUGCAACCCCCUGAAACCGUACGUCGACCGUCAUAUUGUGUGUCGUUGCCGAUCGCACUUGUUUGGGCAUGAUCUUGAUACNCAGUUAGAGACCUUCAUUCGCCCAGUUCAUUUAAUCGCUGCCGUUAUAACCAUCUACCUGGAAACCAACCCCUCUUACCGCGCAACUGAGCCCUUCUAUAUAUAUUCGCAUAUUUUUAUAUUUGAAUUUUCGUAUCGCCUUUUGUUCGCACGCCGACUGCAUUUAUUGCUAAUAAUAAACAGAUUAUUUUACUAGCAAGAUUCGCGCUGCUCACCACUGUUGGCUUUCAAUCUUUGUCAUUUGUGGACGAGGGACGAAGCCUGCACUAAUAUGUGGUUUUAGAAAGAAUUCAGAGCUACUAUGAUGAAGAUAAGGCAGUCUGGACGUGACCCUGCCUGCGAGGGUUCUAGUAUGAGCCCCAAGGCACAACGGAACGAGCACGUUCCGUAACCCGAUCAGUGAACGCCCACUGUCAUAAGUGACCCUGUCUGUUUGAAGGCCUGCCUCUCAUUGCCUCUUUGUUGAAGCAUCUGCGUAAUAGGUGCGGUGAGACGUGGUCCACGUGGCAUGUCAUCAAAGAGACGCAGUUAAAGUUUUCUGGGCGAGUGAACUGCGAUAGCCGAUGGUUUCCUCCUAUCAACAGUCAUCUAUCACCGAAAAAACCUGAUCGGGGCCGAUCGUUUGAAGUAACUUUUAGCUAAAUUUUGAUAAAUCAGAAAACCGGUCGAUCUGUUUUCGUAUAUGUUAUCUGCUUGUUUAGGUGGGACUCGGAAACGCUCUCCUGCUUGGUCAACAAAUCACAACUUUCAUGUCCUUAUUGAUUUCGACAGGUGGUCAGCAUUUGUCUCUUUCGUACUAUUAUUGAUUUCAGCAGGGGUGGUACUUUUCGCGGGCACCUUCAGUUUGAGGUGCCUACCGGGCUGCUGCGAUUAUAAUUCACAACUACGUCGGGGUUCGGGUUUUACGGUUAUGAUUUAAGGUUUAGGGUUUGGGAUUGGGGUUAGGGUUUUCGGUUAAGGCUUAGGUUCGGUGUUUGGGAUUUAAUGUUAGUGUGUUUGACUCGAAAGGCAUUCGGCGCACACUUCCUACAACGUCUUCUACAGUUUGCUUUUGUUUGGCCACAUCCUUGGGCGGUUCCGUUUCAAUUACCUUGACAGGCCAAUCACCCUCAUUCGCGGGUUUGGUUUUACAGGUUACCUGCAGUGAGUUUUUGUAUUACGCGGUGCCUGCGUUGAGAUUUAUUGCCCACUGAAACAAACUAACAUACUUACCUAUGAUACCCGUGUUUUCUUAGUUUUCGCGCAUUCUUCGCUACUUUCCCACAGUCCCACCCGUAAAACCUGCCACGUCUCCCAUAUUGGACGCUCCUGGACUGUCCCAUUUCCCAGCGGGACUGCUUUUCCGACCCUUACGCCUGUUUGCUCCUCAAUCAGGUUUCGAACUUUUCAUUGGUGCUCCUCCUGAGUUAGUGUGGGGCGGCCCGUCGUGUGCGUAUCAACCCACUUAGAACAGCAUUAUAUUAUGACCAGUUUUUUUUUCAAAUUAUUUCGACGAGAGUGAUUUUUAGGACUGCGCAAUGGAGUCGGCCUUGAUUUUAUUUCGCAAGAACCCUGCUUACUUCCUAGUCUGGUAGUUCAGGAUAGAUCUCCAAAAGUUUGGUAUCUCAACCUACUUCAAAAGUGGCACGGCAGCUUCCCUAUUUGGUGAACUCGUAGUGACACCGAUUCGUAUUACUGCUAGGCAACGAAGGCCCCUCUUAAGACGCGAAUUGGACUUGGGGCUAUCACCUUUUUCCUGUCUGUUCCAGUGGGUAUGUUCUGUCACUCGCGAACAGGUGGGCGGUAACGCAUUAAGUGCGUAAUUCUCAUGCCGAAACUGAUGCGAAUGAAAGUUGCCAUCCGCGGAUCAGCAGAACGUGUUUGUGGUUAUUUGACAACGAGCCUGUGCUAGUGAUCUAACAGUAAACUGUCAUACUUUUAAUGAGAAAUCUGUGGCAAGCAGAGCCUUAUUACGCGCCGCUAUGUGGCUGCUGGUUCGGCUCGAAAGAGAGCCCCAAGACAAAACGGGACGAUCUAUUGGCUUCGUGAAGCAAACAAGCUCCGUUUGGGUGGCGAAGUUGAUAAAGCGCUUAUGACCCAUCUGGUAUAUCCUAUCGGUGGACCAGCUGCGCCAGUGUCGGCUGCAGCUCCUGGCGACCGCUCUACCGAAGUCAGUUCUAGUCGGUGGUCUUACAGAAACGCUCCUUGGCAUGAUGUCAGACCUCAAACAGUUGUGUAGAAAAGCCAAUUGUUCAUAUGUAGAUUCCUGUCCACAGGAAAAUAUUUCCCAGCGCCGUGCUCAGCGACGCGUUUCGCGCCAGGACUUAUGAUGGAUGUAGGUGAAAAUGCUGAUUCCAGGUGUUGAGAUGGAAGAAGAAGGUAAAGAGAUCUCUGGCUUCAUAGGUUGUCGGUCGAUUCUGGGCGAGAUUCUCCUAGGUCGCCAGAUUGACUUGUAAGUACUUUAGAAAGUUCGUCAGGAUGCCCUUGCAGUGGCGUGUUGACAUUUUCAGCGAGCACCCGUAGCGGCACCUCCGUAGAAGAGUUAUUUUCGUUGUAACUCACUGUCCAUUCUCACGAAGUGACUACUUCAUCGCAGCUCAGGAUCCCGACCCUUCCCGAGAUUUCCAUAUUGGGAAUUCUGUCCCGUCAGAUCGUCAUUAAAGUUUCUCGGAGACAGCUGAACUGAAAGUUAUUGAGUCCCUGUCUUGGCGGUUCCACAUAGAUGCCUGCAGCCGACCACUGACCCAAUGGCUUUGGAGAUCCGGCGGGUCACUUCGUCAAGGGUUUUGAUGCUGCGUGAGAGUGCUGCUUAAAUAGGCAAUAUUGUUCACAGUCUUGAGUUUGCUGCCGUUUACAGUAAUGAGAGGGACGAGGGGUCCAUCACCCUCGCAGAGAACAUGAGGAUGAAGAGGGUGGAGACGAGUACCCAGCCCUUUCUCACUCCGUUGGUUAACGCAAAUGUUUCUAAUACUAUUCCAUUGUCUGUGAAACUUGCCAUCAUCCUGNUUAGAGACCGUGUGAGGAUGUCACUCAAAAAUGUCCUUUUUGACCUACCAUGGUGCACAAAUGUCUUUUGGUGAAGAUCCACAUUUAGCCCACCACGCGCUGCAAUUCUCUUGACUUGACUGGCAUUAUGUUAUGAAUAUGUGAAUUUCUUUCAGAGACGCUGCAACCGCGAUGGCUUUUAAAUUAAGUAUUUAGGAUAUUAUUUAAAGGUAUUAAUUUAUUAGACAUCUCAUCCUCUAUCUUGAUAUUUCUGCUGUUAAAAUUUCAGUCACAUUCAUUUUGUAAUUUUCUUUCUCCCUAGUGUUUUCUAUACACUUACUACUAUCUCAUGUUUUUCACUAUUUGAUAUUUGGGAGGACUGUAUUGAUAAAUGUUCACAGUACAUGAGCAUGGCUUGAACAAGAGUCUGCUGCUCAACAGACCACAUUCUCAACAUUGCGUUGCAGUCUAACGUCAUGUCUUCCGAAAUGUGAAAUUUUAAAACUUAAAUUGUAUUAUUUGUACAAGUAUCGACAGGUGUUCGGUGGUUAACCUCAACUUCACUUACGGGUCUUAUGUGUCGUCUGAUCCGAAGUUUGUGAACAAUCCAUUUUUUGUCUUACAGUUUGUGAAAUAAAUAUACCUGGAGAGUCGGUGGGUGUUAAUUUACCUCCCGAUCAGUUACAGACUGAUCUGUGUAGUUUCGUUAUGAGGAAGCCAGAUAUUCUGUUUGGGCCAUGACGUUGCAUUUGCUCUUUAAUUAAUUGGAACAGUUCAGCAAGAGCCUCGAAAUAUUAUGAAGUCUGAAUUCGGAAUUUUGAAUCGCGCUGCUUUCUUGAAUCCUGUUUACGCCCUUCACAUAUUUAAUGUUUCGUUAGUUUUUUCUCAUAUGACUAUUGCUCAUGUGUAUAGUGGUUCAUCUAUAUCACCUUUCUCAUGGUGUUUCGAUUAAAUGAAUAAGUUUAUUGAUGCUUCUUGCACGCUAAAUGGACGAAGUUAUGGUUCCUCUUUUUGCCACACAGACAGACGCACAUACGUUCAUAGAGACUAUUUUAGCAAGUGGAUAAAUAUUAUUUUCGUGAAUUUCUGCCUAUCCUUUCUGUUCUUUGUAAUUUCGUAGUUUGCCUAUCGUGAGUACUCACGCAACAGAAGCCUAAAUGUUCCUCUAUCUGAUGAGUCAUCAUCUGAUGUCAUUCACAGUUUGCUUGGCACUUAGACUCGUUUGGCGGAAUUUUCUUUACUUUGGUUAUGUCGGAAUGAUCUGCUUAUACAAUGAUAUGCCAUGCUCAUUCGGAAUGACUGGCAAACGUGUUCAUAUUUCGAUAAAUAUGUCAGUAGCUGACAACAUGAAUGCAUGCAGUCACUACCCGAACAGUAUUUAGUCAUGUGUGUUGGACACCUGUGCUUAACGUGCAAAUAUAUUUAUUGACCGUCAUCUAAACAUAGGCAGGUUUCAUAGGGAUCCGCGUGGCCUAACAAGCAAAUUCAUGGCUUUGGCUGAAUAAGCAUAGUUAAUACAAAUUAUUUCAGCAAUCUAAGUAAUCGCUGUUUAUCAAUUGCUUAAGUGUUUAAUGAGUUUGGAGGAAUUGUUCCUUCGACAUAAAUGCUGAAACAUUUACAAUCAAAACCGUUAGUUGCGUACUCGCAUUCAGGCGUUCAUUAAUUAAUAAACAAACAGUUUCUAUAUACCAAAGUCUUUUAACCGGUUUGUCAUUUUGUAGCAAUUGAGUCAUGAGAAUACUCGAAGUGUAUAUGUAAGUGGUCCAUUCCCUCACGUUCAAAGUGCAUUGGGCUCUAGUAUUAAUUCGUAAUGCGUGAGACGGCAUUACAGCGGAUGUUGGUCGGAAAUUAUUGAUUCUCAGUUUAACAGGAAUUUAAAUAAGUUUAUGAGCAUGGUAUGUCAUUUAAGUGUAAAGUUGGACAUGUAUGGCUCUUAAUUAUGCCGACGACCUGGUUUUUGUUGAAACCGAUGCAGGGCUUAGCAUAAAAUUUUUGGGGCUCCACCGUUACUACCGAUGACUAUUUUACAUCCUUGAGUUUAAAUUAACUUGGCGUCUUCGAUGGUAAGGAAUGAAAGUAAUGGUCGAUGGACCGGACACUGUGCAACACUUGGGUCAGAUGUUCUCAACCACUUUCGAGGAUCUAGCUGAACGUUGGCAAAAACCUAACAGUUUCCUCUUUUAUAAACUAAAUGGAUAGGGCGAAAAAUGACGCUGAAUUUGAGAGCCUUAGUAUGGUAUAAAAACUGGCAAGUCAUGCCUGUAAACACAGGAAAUGCAAUCAAUAUUUCUAAUGAAUUUUAGUUGCAUACAGAUGCCAUACAAGAACUUAUAAGACAUCGACGCAGUACUUUUAAUUCAUGUUACAGUAAAACGACAAAACACCUGCAUAUUUUUUGAAUACUAAAGCAGCGUACUGCAGUGCCGUGAGGGAUAGCGUCCAAUGCAUAAUAUCCGGCCGUAUGUUUACAGAGCCCGUCACUCAGGAUCGAUGAUCUUUUCCCAUAUAACAUUCUUAAUAUGAAUCUAAUUAAAAGAAGGAGGAUUUCGUUUGAUUUUGCUUAAGCGACUUACGGACAGAAGCCUCAGCAUGUUCAAAUGUUGACAGGAAGUUGAGAGAACACCAAAUUGGAGUAGACAUGUCAACUUCGAUCGUAAGUGCAUCACGUUUCAUAAAUUAAGAUGAGAGUUAUCCGGCCAAAUUUAUUCGCAGUUUUUUCAAUUGGUAAAGUAAAUUGACUUUUAGAUCGUCGUUGGGAUAGUAGUGAACACUUCGCGAUCUUCAGUGUACUCAGUCGACUACCUAUAAAGGCAUGUUAUGUACUAUCUAUUUGGCAAAAUCUUUAUAAAAACUUUUGGAGAGCAGUCCCUGAAAUUGCGAGUGUUUAUGCGAUCUUUUUUAUGGCUAUGGCCUAUUGGUUCACGUUUAAAUGCUCAUUAGAACACAAAACAUAACUUUCAAAAGAUGAAUAUUUACUAAAAAACUGAGGACGCCUCUAAGGUCUCUCCCCGAUUGUUUUUUUUUUCAAAGCGAAUUUCUUAUCGGUUUUGCUAAUUACUGAUAUUUGCGACUACACCCCAUUACGAUAUUAUUGUAUUGGCUUUAUGAUAAUUCAUGGAAUGCAAACCAAUGCCGGUGCGCAGUACACAUCCCUCACUUUUGAGAAGUCCCUAAGGGCGUUUUUUCUCAUUAGACUAAAAGUGACACUCAACCGUCUACCCAGUGGUCAGAUACCGUCUUGUGUCGUCUGCCUGAGAUUUUUACCAAAACAGAAGCCCUCAAAUCGGUCAUUCUGAGUAUAAUAUGUCCGUUACAGCAGUAUUAUGUUAGGCACAGAAUGCCAAUUCAUGAACAAUCUGCAAUUAAUGAAUUGGUCAAACUCUUAUCAAGUUUUCUUUUUAAAAGCGGACAAUUGCGCAUUAUGAAAUCUAUUUACUAAUAGAGGAAUGUACUAUCACACAUGCCCAGGUUGCCAAAUGUAAUACGUAAAACGCAAAACGUUACUUAAAAGACAACAACCUUCCCGUUAUAUUAGAAAAUAAUAAGAUUAAUUGUGAAUCUCCCAGGCAUAGUUGAGAACUGCCGUCAUGAUUGCUCAGAAAAGUGACUUCCUUAAUUCGCAUGUUAAGUCAUCCAUUUUAUCGAAAGACACGCGCGUGAGAUUCACGCUCCCGUGUAUCGUCCAUCUUGCCCACAGAGUAAGGGAUAAAUAUUCACUUGUUAAGAUGCUUUUCAAAAUCAUUUUAUCUAGAUUUGGAAGGUUCAGUUGUGUAAUCUGAAUGUUUGCUUUGCCUUGAGGCGUGGAUUUUAAAGCAACUAAUGCAUCCGCGUGGACGUCAGAAAUGUCGAACUUGUAUUCAUUUUGUCGAUGCAGAACACUGGGAUUCGUAUGAACAUCUAAGUCCUAAAAACACAGCGAUCUUAUAUUAAAUGACGGAUUUUGCAUAAACUCAGUAUAACAAGGAAGGUACUUAUCUUUGUGGAGAACAUAACAGAUAUCGAUGGAAAUGAACAAGAACAGUCAAACACAGCGAAUUUUAUUUCUGCGAAUGCAUUCAAGACUGAACAACCCUGAACAAUUGCUGGAUCAUGGAACUGGAAAGUGGAGAUCGUAAGGAGUGUCCUCUUAAAGGGCGUUUUAUGCCUCAGUAAACGCAGGGAUUUCAAGAGAUGUUCAACCAUUUGAUUAAGGCCUCCAUCAGCAUCGGAAUAACAUUAUUGUAUGUUGUCUAUAUAGUUAACGAAUUUUCUUUACCAAAUGUAGUAUUUAUGCUCAAGUUUGAAUAUGACAUAAAAUGGCAUGUAAACGUAUUUAUGCCAAAGGGUUUCGUUCAAAAAUAAAAAAAUAACAGAUAAACUCCGUUAAAUACCAGUCAAAGUGUGACGUCUUCUUAAGCAGCAAAGUUUAGUUACCAGUUAUGUUUGCAUGAAGCGUAUUGCAUGCUUUUCCCUUGAUACCAAAGCAUACCACAGCCAAUUGAAUGAACAUCAGAAUUUGAUUUCUCCUACAUCCACGGUAUUGUGACAUUCCUGCAUGCAUCAUUGAUCAAAAGCGGACGUUAUGCUCAGUGAAGAAAUUCGUCUUUAGCGAUCGUGGAUUUAAGUUGACAACGUGUAUAAAUAGUUCAUACGUCAGCAAAAAUUAUUUGCUCUUCAUAGGUUUAUGUAGUUAUAUCAUUUGCACUACACACGACCUGUUGUGCGCAGGGGUUGAUAGCUUUUCCGACCUGCCUGGUGAGGAUAGAGUUCAUGCAACUUUGAUUGGCAGCGGUUUACCCAGUCAGUCAGACCAGUUAAUGGGUUUUCGCAAAAACAAAUCAUAAGCGAUAUCAGUAUUUAGUCGCACUAGUCGAGACACUACAUUAAGACAAAGAAUAUGUGGCAAUGCACGCAGUAUCAGCAAGGAUGCAAAAAUGGGCAGAAAGAUCUCGGCGUAUUCACUAAAGGCGAUCUGAGGGCCACAACACAAUGUUCUAAAGUCGCAGCAGUCAUGAGCAGGAUACGUAGAACGUUUAUAAACUUGUACGCAGAUGCCUUUGGCAGGUACCUUGGAUGUGCGGUACAGACUUGACGUCCGUGGUUUCGGAAGGAUAUAUAUAUAUUGUUGAACAUGUCCUUCGACGUGCUAAAAGCUGUUCAUGAGCUCAAAAAUAGAGUUCUAGCAGCGACUGACCUCCUUGAAUAUCUAUUUCCUCCACUACCGACAGACAUAGGAAACCUCACAACAACGUAUCACUUGUUAAGCGAACAUGGUCUUGAUGUGGACUGAUAAACGCUUUUUUAAAUGACACCAAAUACCCAUCUCAGAAUACACGAUUACCAGCUUAAAAAGGAACUGUGCCACACAAAUCAACGUCCAUCCUUUUUCUCGCAAAGGGUCAUUUGUAAUGGAAGUUAUUGUCCAAAUAUGUUGUUAAGUCUUCUACUAUGAGUAUGUUCAGGAGACAUCUGGAUAACCGUCUGUUAAAAAGCAACCCGAAUUCCCAUGCACGAUCUCACGGAUUAAUACAAUGACUAGAAACAUACUACGAACAUGAAUUCAGCACCACCUUUUUGUGCAUUAACCUUGUCCGAUAUGAAGAUAUUCGCAGUGCGAAUACAAGGAACGAUUAUUUUGCAUUUUAUCCUAAAUGUCAUAUCUUUGUCACAGUUUUAUUUUUCUCUCAGAACUAAUCGUUUCGUAUAAGAAAACGGUAUGCAAUAAUUUUGAAAUUUAACAAUUUACAUUAGAACCUGUACUGUUUAAAUGGAGUUUUCGAGUCUUCUGUUAUUUGCUAUAACAAUACUGACUCAUACUGACUGACAAAUGGCGCAUGUGAUUGUCUAGACAGCCAGUAAUUUAAAACAAUACUUAUUGCACACAAACAAGUUAUUCCGACUAAGUAAACUUAACACAGGAACACGAAAGUAGACUGAAGAUACUCAGACAAAGCAUGCGGUUGAUGAUGGCAUAUACGAACACUCAGACGAACGUAAGGGUUCAUUUAAAAGACUUGUUUACUCCGCAUGGCCAAGAUACUAAUCAGGGACAUAGGAAGUCGUCAUUUGCUCCGUACAUCUGUCUGAAAUGAAUCCCGGUCAGCUGUGUAAUCACUAAGUCUCUGAAAAAGUUACUUCAUGCAAGUACUUUCUAAGUAGAUAUGCUUGACUGUCCGUUCCAGCAAACACAUUGCCUUAAAUAUUGGCGCUUUCACAUGUUUUUCCCCGAAACACUUGUCAUUCAUCUACGUACACUUUUAAUAAGGAUAAGGAAUUUGUUUAAGUCUUGGCCACAUCAUUUGCGAAAUGCUUUUGCGGGAACGUCGGUUGUGUGCAAAAUUCAAAACCCAAAAACAUAACCCACAAAUAGCGGCUGCCUUUCUUAGCACAAGUGAGCGUCUCGCACCAUACCAAUCCUUACUAUCUAGCCAUUAGCUGCAAUAUCUUAUUAUUAGUGGGUCCCGUUUAUUUAAAAUAAAUGCUUAUUUUUUGUGAGACGUUUUCUAUUCCCCAGCAAUGGCUUUUUUGUGUAUAUUUGCACCGUUAGUGGCCAAAUUUGCAUAGGAACAGGGGGCACACGGCCAAUUUCACCAAUCUUCGGUCAAUGUGCCAAGAUAUAUUAACCAAUCUUCGAUAGAUCUUCAGUGAGUGGGUGGCACUUCUAGGCAAAGGUUUUUCAGUGAUAUCCUCUAAUAUCAUUGUCAUUUAUGAGUAAACGAGCAUACCAACGUGCUUUACAGAUGAGGCAUUUGUGAGGUGAAUAUCUGAACUUCAACUGAGCAAAGAUUUCAAAAUGGAGCGCACAGCUAAUGUGGGCUGGCUUGCCGCUCAGCUGUUAGUUUUAUUGGAGACGUAUCGAUUUACGGCAUUUUAAACGCCUCCAAGCCAAAUAAAGAGAGAUCAUCCGACAAAAUUAAGCCUUCUAGUGAACUACCAGGCUAUAUUUUGGUCUUAUUUGAAAAUUUCUGCCGCGUUUCAUACUGUAAAUAUCUAAAAUGUGAACUGUAACUUUGACGAUGAUCUGAUUUCUGCGNCCAGUUACGCGCCUGCAGAUAUUCCUGUGGCAUGCACGCAAGUGCACACCACGGUUGUUGAUUUGUGCCGUGAUCUGCCCACGUCGCCUUGUUAGUAGUAUUCUUUAGAUAUUCUCGAUUCAGUGCUGGUUUAUUCACCGGAAUAGACGCACCCGAGGUCAACGCUAUGUCAGAAGACAGUCGGGAUAACUCGGUUCUUCUCUGUGGUUCAAUAGCAGUAAACAGUAAGAUUAACGGAGGCGGGGAAUAAAUUGAAAAGUGGACGUACAUUCGAGGUGAUUAGACGAGCAGUCAGCGAGUGACGCCAAAGUGUGGUGGUCGGUUUAAAGGCGAGCGGCGACAAAUACCAAUAGGCAAUGGACAAAGAACAAUGAACAAAGCAUAACGGGAACGGACGAAAAGGGGUACAGAGACAAGGCCAGGGUGAUAUUAGUAAAGUCUGGUUACUAACAAACGGUUAGUAGCAAAAAGACAAGAAUGGACAUUGGCAUCAGGGAUGUUACAGCCUUUUGCGCUCCUGCCGCGUCAUCCAGCUAAGCCAUCAUUCUAGACAGUUAGACCCGCCGGGCAGAGUUCGGGCCAAGGCUGACCGGCUAUAGCGAGUCUUGACUUUCCAAUCGCUCCUCCCCCCACCCCGCCUCGUCAGAGAAAAUUCGACGGCAUCCGUGAAUGAUGCAACACCGAAGGUUCUGCUCGUACGUUGUUUGUUGAACCUUGGGUGCCAAAUUAAAACCGCUUGUUCGUCAAACCGUGUUGCGCGGGUGUAACUCCUGCAGCCCCGGGGUUCAAAGCGGGGGAAUAGCAGGCUGACUUCAGUACCUCUUGUUCGAUCACCCAGUCCCAUCACCAGUGCUGGGCACGCCGCCGCACGCACCAAACGCGACCGUCCAAGAAGACAACCAACCCAGAUGGUCUCACUCAUGACAUUGCAUAGAGGGAGAGAGAGAGAAUUCGCCUAGAAGUUCGGACCCUACUCGCUCGAGAGGUAUUGACGUAAAAGACAACGAAUAAUGCAGCAGCCAUUCCGACUAAUCGGCUGUUGUCAGCCGAUUAUACUCACUCAAGCCAAUUCCAGGGCAAGCAAAGGACAGACAGUCAUGUAGGAAGUUGUGUAAAGUUGGCUAUUCCUGCAUCAUCUUUUGGCAUGGCCUCCCUCGGCGAACUAACGGCCCUGUUAAACGUACUGACUUCGUCACAUUGCUAUACUUCUUAAUCCUGUGACUUGUACAUGAUUUAUCUAGAGGUAGGAAUCUUUAGUUGGCUUUACCGGUUCCCCUAACAUUGCAAAGGAAAGUAUCCUUAGGGCUGAUACCAUGUUAGUUCUUAAAUGGCAGCGAUCAACCGUUUACGUUUAAUUAUCAAUUUUUCGGGACGCUACUCGAAUCUGGCGCUCAACCCAGGUUAAGACUACUUGGCCUGCUUGAACUACCAGGUAAACUCGUUCUAGUCUUCAGCUUACGUUUUGCUCCAUAGGCUUGCUGCCGAGAUGUGGCCAGCCGAAAGAGCAAAUGAGGGUUGCACGGUUGUGUGCGCCUUCACUCGUGUAUCCCCCUAAUAUCUUAAAAUUCUCGAUGUUAUUAAUGAUGACACUGUAGCCUCCACCAUGUUGCAUAUUAACUUUGCACGGUCGAGGCCGCCUUCCUGUCUUAAACGUCCAAUGGUGUCUUUUAGGAACGUAUGAAAUUAUACCCUACUACACAAAGGUGGCUACGUCCCUAACCCCUCCGGCAUCUUCGAAUGCUCCAAGGCGCUCUUCUGACGGUGGUUCUAAGUAUGGUUUCGUUUAG